UGAGGCUAUAAUAAUUAAAAUUUCACAAAACGAAAGAGAAAAAAUUAUUGCUAAUACGCCAUCAGCUUACGCUUAUCUCAUCGAGAAAUCUUUGUCUUAUGAACCGAAUCAACGUCCAACGCUAGAUCAAAUUUUAAUAAAACUUGAGAAUUUAUCAGAAGAAACUACUAUUGAAUUUAUAACGAAUAAAAAUGUCAAGAGCAAUAAACAAAUUGUGCAAUCAGUGCUAAAUAAUGAAGAUUCAUUGGAAUUCUUUAAUCGUGAUGAAGAAUCCAGUGACAAUAUUUGUGAGUCACAAAUAUUUCUUGAUAAUAAAAUUGAAUCUAACAACGACGCAAAUUCAAAAAAUGAUAUCACUCGUGAUUCUGCACUAGAUGAAAUUUCAAAAAAUUUGAAUGUUGAAUUUAUUACUACACAGUCAAUAUCAAAUUAUUCAGAACGAUCGAAUUCCUUUAAUAAUACAAUUGAAAUUAUAAACGUGAAUAAUGAAG
Molecule: messenger RNA, 491 nt
Organism: Racocetra persica
Lineage: Eukaryota; Fungi; Glomeromycota; Glomeromycetes; Diversisporales; Gigasporaceae
Source: the annotation of a GenBank genome assembly